Cordyceps fumosorosea ARSEF 2679 is the source of this 1101-nucleotide messenger RNA. RefSeq names its product initiation-specific alpha-1,6-mannosyltransferase. The coding region runs from base 1 to 1101 and encodes 366 amino acids. Gene Ontology annotation, biological process: protein N-linked glycosylation. Gene Ontology annotation, molecular function: alpha-1,6-mannosyltransferase activity. The record is from RefSeq and is a predicted model, not a curated record. The transcript is spliced from 2 exons. Gene Ontology annotation, cellular component: mannan polymerase complex. NCBI's taxonomy places the organism in Eukaryota, Fungi, Ascomycota, Sordariomycetes, Hypocreales, Cordycipitaceae.
AUGCUGACUCUGCGUCGCGCCAUGGUAGCGGCAGCAUUUUUGCUGACCGUCUUCUUCCUUGUAUCCCACUCGCAUCGAUCGUCGGCGACAUCCAACACCUUCGCCACCACAACAACCGCCACAGCCUCAAGCGGCGCCAACUCUCCGACAGGUCCUGCCGCACGGGCAGGGAACCGUGCUGCCGCUCAAAAACCGUUGAUUGACAUGUCGCAUAUGUCCACCAUCGACAAGCUGUCCUACACCUACCCGUACGAUAUCGAGAAAAAAUUCCCCGCUUACAUCUGGCAAACUUGGAAGUAUACGCCCGCGGACGGCGAGUUCCAGUUCCGCGACCAAGAGGCUUCAUGGACUAUUUUGCAUCCUGGCUUUGUUCAUGAGGUUAUUACCGACUCCGUUGCUUCCAGCCUGCUGCGCAUGCUCUAUGCCUCCGUUCCUGAAGUCCUCCAGGCGUACGAGGCCCUCCCCCUACCCGUUCUGAAAGCAGAUUUCUUCCGCUACCUCAUUCUCUUUGCCCGUGGUGGCAUCUACUCCGACAUCGAUACCUUUGCUCUACAGAGCGCCGACGUGUGGAUCCCCAAGGCCAUCCCCCGCGAGAGUGUCGGAAUGGUGAUUGGUAUCGAGGCCGAUCCCGAUCGUGCGGACUGGGCCGAUUGGUAUAGCCGCCGCAUUCAGUUCUGCCAGUGGACUAUUCAGAGCAAGCCCGGCCACCCUAUUCUGCGCGAGACUAUUGCUCGCAUUACCAAUGCCACGCUUACCCUCAAGGCGAAUGGCAAGCUGAGCAGCAUGCAUGGCAGCGAAGGUGUCGUCGAUCUGACUGGCCCUGCUGUCUGGACUGACACCAUCAUGGACUACUUUAACGAUGCUCGAUUCUUUGACAUGACUGCGAGCGAGGGAAAGAUUGAUUUCCGUAACUUCACCGGCAUGGAGGUUAGCAAGCGCGUCGGCGACGUUGUCGUGCUUCCCAUCACUGGCUUCUCUCCCGGCGUCGGCCAGAUGGGGGCCAAGGAUUAUGAUGACCCCAUGGCUUUUGUUAAGCAUGAUUUCGAGGGUACUUGGAAACCGGAAAGCGAGCGACACAUUGGCGAAGCACAAGACUCAUAG